UGAUAAACAGUCAAAUCUACGAAGCAUUUCCUAUUUUACGUUGUUUCGGUUUGCAUCAAAGUGGGACAAAAUAUUAAUUGGAGUGGCGUUAUCUGCGACAUUCAUUUCGGGCAUUAUACUGCCGUAUGCCAUUACAUUGGUUGCGAACGUUUUUCAAAAUAUGAUAAAUUAUGCUAAGACAGAUAAGAACAACUUAGCGAAUGACGAUUUUCUGCAUGAGAUGCACAAAUUCUCACUCAAGUACUCGAGUGUAGGCGCCAUACUGUUGAUGGGUGGAUAUCUUGGCACUGCAUUGAUGAAUAUCGCAGCUAUAAAUCAGGUAUUAAAAAUUAGACAAGAGUACAUAAAAGCUGCUUUAAACCAGGACUUCGCUUAUUAUGACCUACAUCAAACGGGAGACUUCGCGUCAAAGAUGGCAGAUGACGUAAUAAAGCUGGAGCAAGGAAUAGGGGAUAAGUUGUCGUCAUUUGUAUACAAUGCUUCGGUGGCGCUGGGUUGUAUCACCAUGUCCAUGAUGAAAGGGUGGAAAUUGGCCUUGUUAUGUCUCACGCCUGCACCUCUCACGUUCUUACUGGUGGGAUUGACAGGCCGGAUAGCUAAUAAUUUGUAUAAAAAACAAUCUCUCGCAAAAAGUGAAGCUAGUGCCGUGGCCGAAGAAGCUAUCAGCUCAAUUAGAACUGUAUACGCGUUUAACGGACAGCAAAGAGAAAUAGAAAGAUAUAGAAAGCAUCUUGUUAAAGCCCGGAACAUACAUAUUCAGAAGGAGUGUUUCACUGGCUUAUCAAUGGGGUUUUUAUUUUUUUGCAUAUUUAGCUCGUAUGCAUUAUCGUUUUACUUCGGAAUAUACCUUGUUAUAAAAGAACCAGAUAAUUACAAUGCUGAUGUCAUGUUUUCCGUAUUUUUCGGAGUGAUGACAGCUUUAGGUAAUUUGGGAAUGGUGGGUUCCCUUAUGAACUCAUUUGGCUCGGCGAGGGGCGCUGGUGCUCAAAUAUUCCAAACGAUCGAUACACAACCGAUAAUCAAUCCUUUACUGGAUCGAGGAAUUAAGCCGAAAACUUUUGAAGCUCAUGUGGAAUUGCGAAACGUCGUGUUCCAUUAUCCAUCGAGACCUGAAGUUCCUGUAUUAAAAGGUGUGAGUCUUACAGUACAGCGAGGCCAGUCGGCUGCGUUAGUGGGUCAUUCUGGUUGUGGAAAAUCUACAAUCAUUCAGCUCAUAUCAAGAUAUUAUGAUGCAAUCGAAGGAUCUGUGCUUUUGGAUGGACACAAUGUACAGGAUUUAUCUGUGCGGUGGUUGCGAGCCCAGAUUGGCUUGGUGUGGCAGGAGCCAGUGCUCUUUAGUGCUACUAUCCGUACUAACAUACGUUAUGGCCGCGAAGAAGCUACUGAUGAAGAUAUUGAAAAUGCCGCUAAACAGGCUUACGCACAUGAAUUUAUCACGAAAUUACCCUACGGCUAUGACACAUAUGUCGGCGAGCGCGGCGCGUCGCUGUCCGGCGGGCAGAAGCAGCGCAUCGCGAUCGCGCGCGCGCUCGUGCGCAACCCGCACAUUCUGCUGCUGGACGAAGCGACCAGCGCACUCGACACCUCCUCCGAGGCCAAAGUGCAACGAGCCCUCGAUAAGGCCACCGAAGGUCGUACGACCUUGAUAAUAGCCCAUCGUUUGUCGACAAUACGCAAUGUGGAUAUCAUAUACGUCAUGCAUGAAGGCGUAGUUGUCGAAUCUGGAAAUCAUGCACAGCUUCUGAAUAUGCAGGGUUACUAUUAUAAAAUGUAUCAACCUGGUAUUCAAAAUAAAGAUAGCUUUGGAGUUAUCAGUAAUGAUAAUUUUAUAAGUCGGCAAUUAUCACAAAUGUCUGAAUACGAUGGUGAUAAGUUCGAUUCAAUUCUCAUUGAAAAAGAAGAGGAACACGAAGCGCCACCCCUCUCUUUCUGGCGUGUGGUAACUCUUAACGCGCCAGAGUGGAAGUUGGUUACACUGGGAUGUUUAUGCUCCAUUGUCAGUGGUUUCUCUAUACCCUUAUUCAUCGUUCUUUUUGGUGAUCUGUUUGGUGCUAUGUCGAAUACUAAUCCAAAGGAACUCAUGUAUAAAGUUGAAAAAGUAUCAGUUUCCUGUAUAUUGAUUGGAUGUGCCAUUGGUAUCGCUAAUUUCAUUGAGACUAUUUCAUUCGGUGCUGCUGGAGCAUAUCUAACUGAGAGACUGCGAUUAAAAAUGUUCACACAUUUAUUACAUCAGCACGUGGGUUACUUCGAUGAUCGUGCGCAUUCUACUGGUGGUUUAUGUGCGCGACUUUCUUCGGAAGCUGCGUAUGUUCAGGGGGCGACCGGCCAGCAAGUUGGAAUAAUAUUGCAAGGUAUAGGGUCUAUAGGCCUGGCAUUUUUUCUGGCGAUGUGGUUUGAAUGGCGCGUGGGCAUAGUUGUGCUGUGCUUCACGCCAAUCAUUAUAUUUGUCAUCUGGCAGCAGAGCAAGGCGACGGAUGAGGAAUCUACUGGUUAUGCAACGGCACUGGAAAGUAGUACAAAGGUGGCAGUUGAAGCGGUAGCUAAUAUACGCACGGUGGCCGCGCUAGGCCAAGAGGCGAGUAUCGUCGCGCAGUACAGUGCGUUGCUCGAACCCGCAGUACGCACUGCGACGUGCGCGGCGCACUGGCGCGGACUCGUCACCGGCCUCUCGCGGUCAAUGUUCAACUUUGUGAACGCCGCUGCGCUCACUUACGGAGGACAUCUCAUUGUAUCUGACGGCAUCGCGUACGAAGAUGUUCUCAUUACAACCCAGUCGUUGCAAAUGGCGUCUAAUCAGGCACAGAAUGCUUUUACUUAUGCACCUGAUUUCCAAAGGGGUGUGAGGGCUGCUUCUAGAAUUAUAGACUUGCUCAACACAAAACCUAAGAUCUUGGAUCCAAACACAGCAAUUGAUCAUUUUGAAGCCCUUGGGGAAGUAACGUUUAAAAAUGUGGAUUUUAAAUAUCCGACCCGACCAACUGUAAAUGUACUGCAAGGACUUGAUUUUCAGAUAGAAUGUGGUAAGACUAUAGCGAUAGUUGGAAAAAGUGGAUGUGGAAAAAGUACUAUCAUACAAUUGUUGAUGAGAUAUUAUGAUCCUGAUCAAGGAUGCAUUAUGUUAGAUGGAACACCGCUAACACAGUUGCGUAUGGACCAAAUAAGGGCUUGCAUGGGAAUCGUGUCUCAAGAACCGACGCUAUUUGACCGCUCUAUCAGGGACAAUAUAGCGUAUGGUGCAAUCUCCAUCGACGUCAGCCAGCAUGAUAUUGUGGAUGCCGCACGUUUGGCCAAUAUUCACGAAUUUAUUAUCUCUUUGCCGAGGGGAUAUGAAACAGAUAUAGGAUCUAAAGGCAUUCAGUUGUCCGGGGGUCAGAAACAAAGAGUUGCUAUAGCUCGAGCGCUUAUACGCCAUCCGAAGAUACUGCUGUUAGAUGAAGCUACUAGCGCUCUGGACACAGCGAGCGAAAAAGUGGUGCAAGAGGCGCUGGACGCGGCGAAGGCGGGGCGCACGUGUGUGAUGAUCGCUCACCGGCUCAGCACCGUGCGUGACGCCGACCGCAUCUGCGUGCUGCACGCCGGCCGCGUCGCCGAGAGCGGCACGCACGACCGCCUGCUCGCGCUCAAGGGACUUUACUACGCCAUGAUGCACAAUUAAUAAUUAGGUCGUGUUUUUAAAUCACCUGGCCAAAUUUUAUUGGUUUAUAUUAUUACAUUUUUUUUUUAUUUUGCACUAUGUGUACAUUCAUUACUUAUUAAAAAAAUUAAAAAAAAAACAGGCGAGCCUCGAUCGAUUAUUUUAUUUCAACCAUGUACCGACAAUAUGCUUUGAAUAAACACGGUGCGGUGUACUUAUGGAGUUGGUGCAGCCAUGGCUACCGCGGUCAACUUGGAUAUGAUGCUUCCAGCCACCAAAUUGCCGUAAUAUGAUUGGGCGCCUGCAGCAAUGCUACCGGCCGCUAUGCCACUACUGCUAAAGCCCAACAAGGGCGCUAUGAAACCGGUCGCUAAACCUCCAGUGGCGUAUAUGACUACGCCACCUAUAACGUUCACAACUACCGCCGCAAGUAACCCCAUUUCU
Molecule: messenger RNA, 4078 nt
Organism: Zerene cesonia (dogface butterfly)
Lineage: Eukaryota; Metazoa; Arthropoda; Insecta; Lepidoptera; Pieridae
Product: ATP-dependent translocase ABCB1-like
Exons: 24
Coding region: 161-3655 (1164 amino acids)
Biological process (GO): transmembrane transport
Cellular component (GO): membrane
Molecular function (GO): ATP hydrolysis activity; ATP binding; ABC-type transporter activity
Source: RefSeq, a predicted model, not a curated record